UUCCCUUUCCUGUCUGGCUUCAACGGGCAGCGCUGUGUCCCGUGCCGCUGCCUCCUCCUCUCAGCAUCGGAGGCCGCAUGUGUUGGCGCUGUUUUCAAGCCGCCAUCCGGCAGAACUCACUCGCCUCGGGGUAGGGCGGGCGUCGUGUUACUGCAUCCUCGCCGUGUCAAGUUCGCGGGUGCCGCUCAUUUUCGCAUUUGCCCGGAUACCGCAGCCGGUGGUCGUCGCUCUUCUCGGCCGCAACAUGAACGCGUGGUCACUGGAAACCGGCUCGAAGCUACCGCCCCUGGUCCCGGGCAAACUGCGGCUAUACAGCAUGAGGUUCUGUCCGUACGCGCAGCGGGCGCUCCUCAUGCUCAACGCCAAGGGUCUGGACCACGAAGUGGUCAACGUGAACCUGAAUAAGAGGCCCGAGUGGUACUACGACGUGCUUCCCGCGGGUACCGUACCGGUGCUCUACCAGGACGAUAAGGUCAUCAGCGGCUCCAUGCCCAUCGCCGAGUACCUGGAGGAGGCGUACCCGCAGCCGCGUCUCCUGCCCAGCGAUCCGUACCUCAAGGCCCUGGACAGAAGCUUUCUGGACGUGGCAUUGCCCUGUGCGUCUCUGAUCGGCAGCAUCUCGAUGAAGAGGGGAUCGAAAGAAGAGCACUGGGCCAACUUCGUCAAGAAAAUUGGGAUGUUUGAGAAAGAGCUUGGCAAGAGGAAGACGACGUACUUUGGAGGCGACCAGCCUGGCCUGGUGGACUACGUGAUCUGGCCCUCAUUCCCGGCUGCCCGCGCCUACAGUGCAAUAUACCCCGAGCUCAAGAUGCCGGCUGCCGACGAGUUCCCGCUCUUCUCUCGCUGGCUGCAGGCCAUGCGCGAGCACCCGGUGGUGAAGGCCACCGUAAACGAGGACCACGUGUUCCUCUACGCCAAGAGUGGCGUAGACGGAGAACGCGACUACAACGCCGGACUCCAGAAGUAGGACGUCGCGUCGUGUCGUUGAUGAUCGUGCUUUUUUUUUCGUGCAGGUUGCGCAGCCGCAGCCGCACUUAUCUGGAACGCGAGAGGUGGUGCUUUCCGAAGUGUGCGGACGACAAUUGAGGGCACCAGGCGAGCAUUGCCACGUGGGCUCGAGAUGACGUAAAGUUCCGAGCGUGAGAGUGAGAGAGGCAGAAUUUGUUUGAAGGAAGCUAAGGACGUCUGCACGAGCUAGCGAACUCUAGCGCUCUGUGCACAGGUGAAGAGUGUAAGGGUAAUCAAUCCUUAUUUUUCUGGCUAAUUGACCCAGUUAGUAACCAAGUGGCCAAUGUUGCUGCUGGCUUAAAAUAUACACCAAGUUCAAUAUAUCUUGCAAUGUCUCCGCGGUAGUCCGGAGAGCACAGCUCUGGCGCUAUGGAUAAGUUCAGCUGAAGGCUUUACAAUCUUUUUCAUAAGUACGUAGGCCACUUAACGCGUGACCGGAGCACUGUCCUUGGGCCUUGCGGGAGCCAUCCUGUGGGUCACGCUAACUGUCCUGCUCCGGUGCUGAUUCACUGACAGGGGGCUGGUUCCUUCUCGUGCAUGGGAACAACAACAACAAAAAAAAAACAGCGCAGAAAGCAGCGAGCCACUCGGGCACCACGACGCGCCCUAGAGUCACGUGGUCGAGUGCUAGUGACUGGCCUGCGUGCUUUUGACAGAGCUGUAUAUAUAGCGACAAGUGAUGUUGAGCGACGCUGGUGAGCCAACUCUCACUGCAUCUGUGUUUUUGGUUGUUUACAACUCGUAAUAAAAGCAUUGAAAUGAGAAUUAGAAA
This is a messenger RNA of Dermacentor albipictus, 1780 nucleotides long. RefSeq names its product glutathione S-transferase omega-1-like. The record is from RefSeq and is a predicted model, not a curated record. Gene Ontology annotation, biological process: glutathione metabolic process. Lineage: Eukaryota; Metazoa; Arthropoda; Arachnida; Ixodida; Ixodidae. Gene Ontology annotation, molecular function: glutathione transferase activity; glutathione dehydrogenase (ascorbate) activity. Gene Ontology annotation, cellular component: cytoplasm.